ACUUUGAUAGUCGUGUGCAAACUCAAAUAUAUAUUUUUUUGUUGAUAAUUUUUUUUUUCACUAUGAGGAUCAUAAAUCAAACUAUGAAAAGAAAGCUUGCCAUCAACAGAUUAGCUAAAGAAGUAUUUCUAUACAAUUGAUAAAUAUUAUUCAGGAUGUCUUUCUCCACACAAACACCAACUAUUGUUGUGUUAAAGGAAGGUACUGAUUCCUCUCAAGGAAAGGGUCAAAUUUUAAGUAAUAUUAAUGCGUGUUUGGCAAUUCAAGACACGUUAAGACCAACCCUUGGACCAUUUGGUUCUGAUAUUUUAAUUGUAUCCUCAAACGGCAAAACCACCAUUUCCAAUGAUGGUGCUACUAUCUUGAAAUUAUUAGAUAUCGUUCAUCCAGCAGCAAAGAUGUUAGUUGACAUUUCACGUGCCCAAGAUGCUGAAGUUGGUGAUGGUACUACAUCUGUUACAAUUUUAGCAGGGGAAUUCUUAAAAGAAGCCAAGACAUUCAUUGAUGAUGGUAUGUCAUCUCAUCUUAUUAUCAAAGGUUUAAGAAGAGCCAAUGAAUUGGCCAUUCAAAAAAUUAAAGACAUAGCUGUUCAAAUUAAACGAGAAGAUGGUUUUGAAUUCAGACAAUUAUUAGAAAAAUGCGCUACUACUGCCAUGUCUUCUAAAUUAAUUAGUAAGAAUUCAACUUUCUUCACUAAAAUGGUAGUUGAUGCUGUAUUAAGUUUAGAUCAAGAAGAUUUAGAUGAGAAAUUAAUCGGGAUCAAGAAAGUUCCAGGUGGUGGAAUGGAAGAUUCACUUUUCGUUGAUGGGGUUGCAUUUAAAAAGACUUUUUCAUAUGCUGGUUUCGAACAACAACCUAAACAAUUCAAUAAUCCAAAGAUUGUCAAUUUAAACGUUGAAUUAGAAUUAAAAGCUGAAAAGGAAAACGCAGAAGUAAGAGUUGAACAAGUUAAAGAUUAUCAAGCUAUUGUUGAUGCUGAAUGGCAAAUUAUUUUCAAUAAAUUAGAAGCCAUUGCUAACACUGGUGCUAAUAUCGUGUUAUCAAAAUUACCAAUCGGUGAUUUAGCUACUCAAUAUUUUGCUGAUAGAAAUAUAUUUUGUGCUGGUAGAGUUUCAAGUGAAGAUAUGGAUAGAGUUAUUAAAGCUGUUGGUGGUAAUAUUCAAUCUACCUGUUCUAAUAUUAAUCCUGAAGAUAUAGGUACAUGUGCUACUUUUGAAGAAGCUCAAAUUGGUGGAGAAAGAUAUAAUUUAUUCAAGGGAUGUCCUCAAGCCAAGACUUGUACAUUAGUAUUAAGAGGUGGUGCUGAACAAGUUAUUGCCGAAGUUGAACGUUCAUUACAUGAUGCUAUUAUGAUUGUUAAACGAGCCGUAAGUCAUAGUGAAGUUGUUGCUGGUGGAGGUGCUAUAGAAAUGGAAUUAUCUAAAUAUUUACGAGAUUAUGCUAAGACUGUGGCUGGUAAACAACAAUUGAUAAUAACUGCUUAUGCCAAAGCAUUAGAAAUCAUUCCAAGACAAUUAUGUGAAAAUGCUGGGUUGGAUGGUAUUGAAUUAUUGAAUAAAUUAAGAAGUUCUCAUGCUAAAGGUGAACUUUGGUAUGGUAUUGAUUUCCAAAAGGAAAGUAUUGGAAAUAAUAUGAAGAAUUUCAUUUGGGAACCUUCAUUAGUUAAGAUAAAUGCUUUAUCAUCUGCUACUGAAGCAGCUACUUUAUUAUUAUCAGUUGAUGAAACCAUAAAGAAUGAUGAUUCACAAGAUGGUGGAGCUGCUGGUGGUAGUGCUAGAGGUAGAGGUGCAUUUUAGUUGUGUGUAGAGGUGUCAAUUUAAAAAAAAAAAAGAAGAAGAAUUAUUUUUAUUUUCUGUUGUUAUAGAAUCGGAUAGUCUUGUAUAAAUAUAAUGAUAAUAUAAAUUAUACCAAAUAUUGUUAAGUU
This is a messenger RNA of Scheffersomyces coipomensis, 1924 nucleotides long. It is a transcript of the gene CCT7, whose product is annotated as chaperonin-containing T-complex subunit. The record is from RefSeq and is a predicted model, not a curated record. Gene Ontology annotation, biological process: protein folding. Gene Ontology annotation, molecular function: ATP hydrolysis activity; ATP-dependent protein folding chaperone; ATP binding. Gene Ontology annotation, cellular component: chaperonin-containing T-complex. The coding region runs from base 156 to 1796 and encodes 546 amino acids. NCBI's taxonomy places the organism in Eukaryota, Fungi, Ascomycota, Pichiomycetes, Serinales, Debaryomycetaceae. The transcript has a single exon.